AUGAGCUCUCCAAAUCAACUGGCUCCAGGGUCCUGCUUCACCUGCAGACGCCAGAAGCAGCGAUGUGAUAGGCUCCUCCCGCAGUGCUCCCGCUGCACCUCCAAGGCGAUUGCCUGUGAUUAUAAAGCAACUACUACAUCCCAGACAAGCCCCUUUUCACCCGGAACUCAGAUAGAGGCGGCCGUGCUAGUACAUCUUCGAGACUCGUGCAGUUUUGACUUGACACCGCUGGCCGAACGCUACUUGAUAUGGGCAGCAUGUGCGAGUGACAGCGUAGGUGAUGAGGGCAGCCAUGCUCAGCCCACACUGUCCACACUUGCCCAAGACAUCUUCAGCGCAGGCGGUGCGAACCUGCACACUAUGAUUGAGACUUACUUUGCCAUUGCGCACAGCUGGCUUCCCAUAUUGGACAAGGAGCAGCUGUAUCUUGAUACAGAUCAUCUCUUCAGAUACCCGGGAUAUCAAAAUGAUGUCACUGCGCUUUUACUUGUUUGCAUCUACAUCUUUAUACAGCAACCGUGUCAGCACCCAAACCAUUCAGUCAGGUCUGCUUUGUACCGCACAGCGCGGCGCCUAUUCUUUCUCCUUCAGACAUCAGCUCAUGUCUCGAAAAUUGCUCUCCUCCAAUCUGGUAUUUUACUGGUUGCAUACGAACUUGGUCAUGGCAUGAGCAAGGAUGCCUAUGGGACUCUUGGUGUGUGCACGAGUCUCGCGCAGCAGCUGAGUCUGGAACCGACCGGCUGUGAUCGAGACAUGAUACAAAGACCCGAGAUAACGCAACUUGAUCUGUGCUGGAGCGGGAUUGUGCUACUUGAUAGAACCAUCAUGCUAUCCGACUUCGAAUACCAUGUACCACAAUCCGUUGGUUUCAACCACCACUUCGCAAGUGCCGCAGUUGCCAAGGCAUCGGAUGAGGAUCUCUAUGGCGACGACUUGGCUCGCAAGUUUUUGGCACGAGCAAAAGUCGCUCUGCACAUUGGCAAGAUACUCGACGCCGUGGGCAAAUCUUUUCCAUUAUGUGAGGCAUUAGCAAUGUCUCUCAGCGCUUUGGCUAUCUUGUACUGUCUACGUGACAAGCAGAUAUCCACCCUCAGUAGCCCCGCGACACGUUCGGCUGUUCAGUGCGUGCACAAUAUUGUGUUUGACACAUUUCACACUGAGGGUGAGAUUGGUGCUGCUAUUCGCAUGGAUCGCUUGUAUGUGGAUGGCCUUGCGGGUGAAGACUUGAAGGAGCUGCGAAGCACUCUUGAGUCAUUCAGUACUCGUUGGAAGCUCGGAGAGUCUUUCAUCGAGGCAUUAAACGCAGGGAGAGAGGAUUUAUCGUAG
Fusarium vanettenii 77-13-4 is the source of this 1326-nucleotide messenger RNA. RefSeq lists its product as uncharacterized. Gene Ontology annotation, cellular component: nucleus. The record is from RefSeq and is a predicted model, not a curated record. Gene Ontology annotation, molecular function: DNA binding; DNA-binding transcription factor activity, RNA polymerase II-specific; zinc ion binding. Gene Ontology annotation, biological process: DNA-templated transcription; regulation of DNA-templated transcription. The transcript has 7 exons. NCBI's taxonomy places the organism in Eukaryota, Fungi, Ascomycota, Sordariomycetes, Hypocreales, Nectriaceae. Bases 1 to 1326 code for a protein of 441 amino acids.